Messenger RNA from Anneissia japonica, 1424 nucleotides. RefSeq lists its product as uncharacterized. The transcript is spliced from 4 exons. The coding region runs from base 103 to 780 and encodes 225 amino acids. NCBI's taxonomy places the organism in Eukaryota, Metazoa, Echinodermata, Crinoidea, Comatulida, Comatulidae. The record is from RefSeq and is a predicted model, not a curated record.
GAGAACAUUAACAAGGAGGAGGGCACUUCAUGUUCGUUGCGAACGUGCGGAAGCCUGGUGAAGUGCCCGCUGCGCUGGUGAAAUCACGGCAGCACGACGACGAUGGAUCAAAGGCUCUACGCACUGCCAAUACUAUUGGCAGGGAUACUUCAAAUAGACUGCCUCGACUUUCAGUCAAGAUCGUGUAGCAUUAGCGGGCAGGAAUCCAACACGAGUGUAUUUGUGCAAUACAAUGUUUCGUUUUGUCGGAAUGCAUCUGAAGUGGUGUGUACAUCUGAAUAUAGCCAUACUUUGAAUUACACAUUCGUCGAUUCAUCGAAUGAGACCGAUUAUUCAAUACUGCAAUGGGAACGUAAUCUAGAUGAGUUGUGUGAGGGGGAAGAUACAAAUAUGGAAAUAACAAACUGCCAAUCCCUGUGGGGUAUAAUAGGAUUCAACGCAACUUCAGACGCAAUAAAUAUCACCGCACUGGAUACAUGUAAUUUUAGGGUAUUAGUUAUCAAUGUAUACCCAUCGCCUCUACUUGAUUCGGACGAUCCCCCGAGACCACCUAAAACGUCCAGACCGAAGAAUAACAAGAGGAACCAAAAUAGUAGUAAUAAUGAUAAUAGUCGACAUUUUCUAUUCUACUUUCAGUUUAUAGUUAUUCCUAUUGCAAUAGUAUUACUCAUUUUCAUCGUUUACUAUCUCUACAAAAUAGAAUAUGCAAACAAAAAUGUUAAAUUUUAUUGUGUAAGUGAGCAAUUCGAGUCCGCAUAUGAAAUAAACCAAUUAAUAUGAAUACCUUUUAAUUAAUAGAAAACGUGUAAUGGCAAUAGUUAGUAUGUUGCUUUCAUUUAAAUUGAUUAUUUCUUGUAAUUAUUAUUAUUAUUAUUUUUUUUUUAUUAUUAUUAUUAUUAUUAUUAUUAUUAUUAUUUAAAUUAUUAUUAGGCUAUGUAAGGGGAUGAACCAACUCGUUUCUAUUCAUUUGCCCGCCUCACCUUUUUAUCAUUAUGUUUGCUAAUCUUGAGUAGUGAGUCUUAGUAUCCCAAAUUGCAGCUUAAACAAAGCUGGGAGGAUAAAUCUUAAAGUUAGGAGGGUUGACGCGAAACAAAUAGAACAUCUCAAAAAGCUCGAGUCGCGUGCACAAAAUACCACUUUCUUUUUAUUUAUAUUUACUUGCUCAUUACUGUAAGGUUUUAUUAUAUUGUCAAAAUAAGUUUUGAACCUGUACGUGUGUAUUUUCGCCAUCCGCGGGGCAUUGUUCCGAGUCGUUUUGCUACAAGUCAACAAUGCAAAGGGAGACAAUUUGUAACGAUUAAUUAAGAGACAAUUUUAUUAUAUUUAUCAUAGAAGAAAAAAUAAUAAUACAAUUUGUCUUCCUUCAUUCGUUAUAAAAAGUAUUAAUGUGGUUAAUAUUAUGAUUAUUAUAAUCAUCAUCAUGC